UAAAAUUGUUCUACGUCACAAUGUUAAAAGGUUCGGAAUAUAUAUGACAUAAACGGAAGGUUGGGGACAUGUUUCCACACUUAUUAAAGGCUAGGGAUUCCUAAAGUACUUUUACUAAGAAGAUACCCAAAACAAAUAAUACAACGGAAGAACUCCCCUUUAGAUCUCGGCAUUAGAUCAAUCAACAAAUCCCCAAUAUGUUGCUACUUCAAUUCAUCAAUAUUGUGCACAUUUGGGAUUUGGCCUGUUAUUCGUAGCAAAAGACCUUUUAAAUUUUCGACGAUCCCAAUUCCCAAAAAAACAUGGAGACAAGAGAAAACAAGAGGAUGAGAAAUCAAGAAUCAUUGGAUAGAGAAAAACAAGAAGAAAUUGAUUCUGAUAAAUUAGGCAGUUUACCUGACAGUAUAUUGACUCAUAUACUUUCUUUGAUUGAUACGAGGACCGCUGUCCAAACAUCAGUGCUGUCCAAACGCUACAGAUUUCUGUGGACUUCAUUGCCAAGUCUCAAUUUUUACUAUUUUGGCCAAUCCCGACUUAAUUUUACUUCAUUAGUUGAUCAUGUUUUGGGCUGCAGGGACGAUACUAAUUUGACUGGGUUUCGCCUUUCCUUGUACAAGGAAGUUGCCGCAGGUUGUAUUAGCGACUGUAUUUCUUACGCGGUUCGUCACAAAGUGCAGAAUCUCAGCGUACGUGCGUACACAAAACAUAGUCUUAUCACGUUGACUAACUUGUUCAAUGCUUCUUCAUCGUUAAGAACUUUGCGUCUGACUAAUGCGACUUCUUGUAAUAUCGAGUUACCAAAGUCAGUCUCUUUGCCGGAAUUAAAAGUUCUUAUGCUGAAAAAUUUUGAGUUUUCGAGUCAAAAUUACAAUGCGGAUAUUUUAUUUGGGUGUCCAAAUCUUGAGACGUUGAUUCUGAACAAGUGUUUGAUUAGGAAACGGGACUACCUUAAGGCAUUGAAUGUGAAUUGUCCGAACCUUAAGCAUCUCGAGAUAAGGUAUUGGAGGAGUGUUUGGGAACAUUUUGAUGAAUAUGUGAUCAAUGUGACUGCACCUAAACUUGUUUCUUUUAAGUUCCAAGGUCAUCUCAUGAGAGUGAAUUUUAAGAGGAAUUUGUUAUGUUUAGAUACAGUUUGUGCGGAUCUAUGUUAUCCGACUGCAUGCAAGACAGUUAAUGUGAGCCAUAGAAGGCGGAGGACGGCUCAAAGUUUUAUUUAUAUGCUUGGCCGGCUAUGUAAUGUGAAGUCUUUGUUCGUAUCAUUGAAGACCAUCGAGGCUCUAUCGUCCAUUCCUAAUUUUCGAAAAUUUCCUAUAUCUUCUAUAUUUCGGAAAUUAAGGUAUAUAAAGUUCACGGUGAAGGAUAAAUACACAGAGAUGAAUGCAUCCAUUGAUACCGUUGCACAAUUGUUGAAGCGAGCGAACACUAAGUUUCUGGUAUUCAGUCUUACUAAGGAGCAGAUUCUCUCAAUAAAUUUGAAGCCUCCAUCGAUGAAAUCCAGGCAUAAGGAUGCGAAUCCGAUCACGAUACCAACACAUCUGAUGUCUCACAUACUAGAAAGCUCUCCUAGUGCUGAAGUCUUAGUCAUUGAAUUACCAAAGGCCGCAUCAGAUUAAAGGCGAGUAGGAAGAGGUAUGUUGAGAUAAACGGCAUUUUGGAAUGCAAGCAUACAUAGAAAAAAGUACGUCUACUUUUGGAAGAAUAGUGUGUUUAUGAAGAAUAUAUGGAGGAACAUAGAUUCAGUUUGUGCACAUUGCGAGGCCCGUAUUUCAUUUCAGAACCAAACUUUUGAGG
Messenger RNA from Olea europaea var. sylvestris, 1791 nucleotides. RefSeq names its product F-box/LRR-repeat protein At3g26922-like. The coding region runs from base 303 to 1613 and encodes 436 amino acids. The transcript is spliced from 4 exons. Gene Ontology annotation, molecular function: protein binding. Lineage: Eukaryota; Viridiplantae; Streptophyta; Magnoliopsida; Lamiales; Oleaceae. The record is from RefSeq and is a predicted model, not a curated record.